CGGUCGGCUUUGUGGCUAAGAUCAAGAGGUAAAGAACUUGUGCUCAAGUGAUUCAGCAAGAAACCGCCCCUGUCCCCAGCACCGGAGUGGGCAGCACGCUCCAGGGCAGACAUGCGUUCAGCCGGCGCGCUGCUCGCCCUCUACUGCCUGGUCCUGAGCGCCCCUGGGGACCCGGCCCCAGAUUUCUGCUCCCAGGACCUUAACUUGGGUGUGAAACCAGGAUUUCCUGAACCAGUAAAGACCAAUAACCAGAGAGUCCUCGAAGCGGCCAGACACAGUGUUGAAAAAUUCAACAACUGCACGAAUGACAUGUUCCUGUUCAAGGAGUCCCACAUCAGGAGAGCUCUGGUCCAGAUAGUGAAAGGCCUGAAGUACAUGCUUGAGGUGGAAAUUGGCAGAACGACCUGCAAGAAGAACAGGCACCCCAGUCUGGACAACUGUGACUUCCAAACCAACCGCACCUUGAAGCUGACUCUGAGCUGCUACUCUGAAGUCUGGGUCAUCCCCUGGCUGCAAAGUUUCCAGGUGCCGGUUCUCCGCUGUCACUGACCUCCACUCUUCAGCAGCUGCAGCCAGCACUCUGGGCCAUCCUGAGCACUAGGGGUAGGAGGUGACUAUGCCUCACAGCCAGACGAAUGUCAUGUUGCAUUUUCUUCUACAACUAACUCAUUUUACUGCUGCGUGCACCCAGGUUCAGAGGCUAAGCAUACGGACCGAGGUGCUGGAGUCAGGGGCCCUAUCCCCACUGGUCCCAGGGCACUCAUAGGGGCUCAGGGGUCCAUCUCUUGGUCCGAGGAGUUGUCACAGUGCUGGGUGGGGGGCCGGUCUGCUACUGUACCUUGACCUUCUAUGGACAAAUAAAGCUGUGCAUAAAGA
Nycticebus coucang (slow loris) is the source of this 876-nucleotide messenger RNA. RefSeq names its product cystatin F (gene CST7). Bases 112 to 549 code for a protein of 145 amino acids. Gene Ontology annotation, molecular function: cysteine-type endopeptidase inhibitor activity. The record is from RefSeq and is a predicted model, not a curated record. The transcript is spliced from 4 exons. NCBI's taxonomy places the organism in Eukaryota, Metazoa, Chordata, Mammalia, Primates, Lorisidae. Gene Ontology annotation, cellular component: lysosome; Golgi apparatus; endoplasmic reticulum. Gene Ontology annotation, biological process: positive regulation of myelination; immune response; negative regulation of microglial cell activation.